This is a messenger RNA of Myotis davidii, 2396 nucleotides long. It is a transcript of the gene COL9A3, whose product is annotated as collagen type IX alpha 3. Lineage: Eukaryota; Metazoa; Chordata; Mammalia; Chiroptera; Vespertilionidae. Bases 105 to 1832 code for a protein of 575 amino acids. The transcript is spliced from 25 exons. The record is from RefSeq and is a predicted model, not a curated record.
ACUGGAGACCUGCCCGCCGCCGGCCCCGCCCUCCAAACCCCGCGCCCAGAGCCCCGAGCCCCAGCCUGGCCGCGCCUCCAGCGCCACUCAGAGUGCACGCAGCCAUGGCCAGAGCCCCCACGCUGGCCCUGCUCCUGCUCGGGCAGCUCCUGGCCAGGACCGAGGCGCAGAAAGUGGGACCGCGAGGUCCUCCUGGUCCCCAAGGGCCACCUGGGAAGCCGGGCAAAGAUGGCGUUGAUGGCGAAGCUGGUCCUCCGGGUCUGCCUGGGCCCCCGGGACCGAAAGGGGCUGCCGGGAAGCCGGGGAAACCAGGAGAGGCUGGGCUGCCGGGGCUGCCUGGCGUGGAUGGUCUGACUGGUAGGGAAGGACCACCUGGAUCCAAGGGCGCCCCUGGAGAGCGGGGAAGCCUGGGACCCCCGGGGCCGCCGGGACUUGGGGGAGAGGCAGGGAUCAGCGGGCUCCCAGGUGGACUUGGCCUCCGGGGCCCCCCGGGGCCCACCGGCUACAAAGGGGGACGAGGAGAAGCGGGCAAAGAUGGCGAGAAGGGUGACCCUGGCCCCCCUGGGUCCCCCGGCAUCCCUGGCACAGUGGGGCUGCAGGGUCCCAUCGGGUUUCGAGGACCCCCCGGGAUCCCAGGAGCCCCCGGGAAAGCGGGUGACAGAGGCGAGAGGGGCCCAGAAGGGUUCCGUGGGCCCAAGGGCGACCUCGGCAGACCUGGUCCCAAAGGAGUCCCUGGAGGGGCCGGGCCUGUGGGAGAGCCGGGCAUGCCAGGCAAGGACGGCAGGGAUGGCGUGCCAGGACAGGACGGUGAGAAGGGAGAGGCUGGGCGCAAUGGUGCCCCAGGAGAGAAAGGUCCCAGCGGGCUGCCGGGUCUCCCCGGACGAGCAGGGUCCAAGGGUGAGAAGGGAGAACUGGUAGGUGGCUUCUUCCUCUUUCAGGGGGCUCUGGGCCCGCAAGGCCCUCCCGGGGCCCCUGGCAUCCGAGGCUUCCAGGGCUGGAAGGGUAGCCUGGGGGACCCUGGCCUGCCAGGCCCCCAGGGCCUCCGCGGCAGCGUGGGCGACCGGGGCCCGGGAGGAGCCACAGGCCCCAAGGGAGAUGAGGGCAUCGCUGGCUCUGAUGGUCUUCCCGGGGACAAAGGUGAACUGGGAGCCAGCGGCCCCGUCGGACCCAAAGGCGAGCCUGGCAGUCGGGGGGAGCUGGGCCCAAAAGGCAUCCAGGGUCCCAACGGCACCAGCGGCGUAGAGGGGGUCCCGGGUCCCCCUGGGCCCGUGGGCCUCCAGGGCGUGCAAGGUGUGCCUGGCAUCACCGGGAAGCCCGGCGUCCCGGGGAAAGAAGCCAGUGAGCAGCGCAUCCGGGAGCUGUGCGGGGGCAUGGUCAGCGAGCAAAUUGCACAGUUAGCUGCUCACCUGCGGAAGCCGUUAGCACCAGGACCCAUCGGUCGGCCCGGCCCGGCAGGCCCCCCGGGGCCCCCGGGGCCUCCAGGCUCCAUUGGUCACCCUGGUGGUCGGGGGCCCCCUGGAUAUCGUGGUCCCACCGGAGAGCUGGGCGACCCCGGACCCAGAGGAAGCCAGGGGGACCGAGGAGACAAAGGCGCAGCCGGCGUGGGUCUGGACGGGCCCGACGGAGACCAGGGGCUCCAAGGACCCCCAGGUGUGCCUGGUGUGGGCAAAGAUGGCCAAGAUGGCGCCCACGGUGAGCCCGGGCUGCCCGGAGACGCUGGCCUUCCCGGUGCUGUUGGUGCUCAGGGGACCCCCGGCAUCUGCGACACCUCGGCUUGCCAAGGAGCUGUGAUGGGCGGCGGCGGCGAAAAGUCAGGUCCUAGAAGCUCCUAAAACACAACCUAGGAAGUGAGCGUGACACCAUUGAAGCAGUGGGCUCUGGAGGGACACCGGGGUCAGCAGUGUCCAUUACUAAGGAGAGAGCAACACACCGUGCGGGACGCCCAGCGAGGCCCUGCAUCCUCGGUGGUGGCGCCUGGACUCCUGGUUCCCACGAGCAUGCUCCAGCUGCCAAGACGUCCUCUCUUGUGGGUGUACAGCGGCCCAUGUGGCUGCAGCGUCGGACCUUGGACACAAGCCCUGUGUGGUACCAGCAGGAGGGACAGGGAGUGCAGUGUGUUCAAGCCCACGAGAAAAUUCAGCAACUUGUUUACAUGGCAUUUGUGUACACGAAGAUAUAAUCCCAAUAAAAUGAUAAAUUCAAAUUCAUGACUGACCAGUGUAACCAAAAAUAAAGGAUUUCACAUACAGUACCCUCCAUACCAAGGUCUCGACUGACCUACCUGCUUCUUUUGUGUAAAACUGUUAACUGUCUCUGACCAACAGUAUUUAUUGACAGUGACUUUGUAUUGCACUAAGCUUGUUGUCAUAAAUAAAGCCACUCGUUUGAAAAACUCA